AUGGCCUGUAAUUGCCUUAUCCGUUCUCCAUAUCCGCCCAUAGGCCUACUUAGGCGACCUCGUCGCAAAGCCAUUUUGCCCAUUUCGUGCAGCCUUUCUGGAAACCCAGAUAACGUUUCAGUGGAAGAAGAAUCGAAGCUCAAGCGGACCCCACUAGAUUUGUUCAAGCUCUCAGUGACACUAACCGUAGUCUCAGCCUCUCUCCCCCAGCCCUCUUCAGCUGCGCCCAAAGUGUCCAAGAAAAGGCAGUCAAGGAAAAAAACCGAGUUCCUAACCCCUUACGAGCUGCAGAAAUGGUGGAAGGGGCUUCCCUUGGUGUCCCACAGGCUCCGUUAUACUGAAGUAUUGGAUUUGAUGAGAGAAAAUAAGCUGAAGCACAUCGUGAAAUCCUCGGAUGGCGAAUUGAAGUGGCGGGGGGGAGUUGUUCUGGUGGUUUUUGAUGAUGACAAGGUUUUCCGGGCAGUUUUGCCCUCGGUCGAGAGUGAUCCGGCCUUCUGGGAAGAAUGGGACGAGUUGAAAAUCGAUGGCCUUUGCAUGAAUUCCUACAGUCCGUCCGUAAAGAAUCCUAAUAUGCCAAGUCCUUACCUUAGAUUCUUGCAGAAAUUCUCCACAUGGGCUUUCCAACGGGCUUUCUCGUUGUUCAAGGCGCCGCCUCAGUCGAAAAAGGCACUAGAGUUAAAGAGAAUGAGAGAGCAGAUAAAACAGACGAGGAGUGAUGAGCUGGAAAGGAUUAAAGAAGAAAGGGAGUUGGUGGAAAUCGAGAUGAAAAUGCAGAAGAAACUGGAAGAGAAGCAGAGAAGAAUGGAAAUUAAGCAAUUGAACUACGAAAAAUCCCUUCGCGAGGCGCAGAGAAACUCGGUUAUGCAGUCCAAGAUGUGGACAGAUUUGGCAAAUAAUGGAUUUGUCACAACAGGCCUUGGUUUCUUUUUUUUCUACGUAUUUUACCAGACAGUCGUUCUUAAAUACAAAAAGCAGAAGAAGGAUUACGAGGACAGGUUGAAGAUAGCGCAAGCGGAGGCUGAGGAGAGAAGGAAAAUGAGGGAGCUGGAAAUGGGACUGACCGGAAUUGAAGGUGAUGAAGAGGAAGGGGCAAAAGGGGAAGAAAACCUAUAUGUGAAGACUGCGAAAGAGUUCACUAGGUCUGGGGCCCGCGUACGUGGGGUUAGGAACAGGCUCCCACAGUAUUUGGAAAAAGAUGUGGAUGUGAAGUUCACUGAUGUGGCCGGGCUCGGAAAAAUCAGGAUUGAGCUCGAGGAGGUUGUGAAAUUCUUCACUCAUGGGGACAUAUACCGGAGGCGGGGGGUGAAAAUACCUGGAGGUAUACUUCUAAGUGGGCCCCCUGGUGUGGGGAAGACUUUGUUAGCAAAAGCCGUUGCUGGUGAGGCAGGUGUAAAUUUCUUCUCCAUUUCCGCAUCUCAGUUUGUUGAGAUGUAUGUUGGAGUCGGUGCUGCUCGUGUUCGAUCACUUUACGAGGAAGCAAAAGAAAAUGCUCCAUCUGUUGUUUUCAUUGAUGAACUGGAUGCUGUAGGAAGAGAACGUGGUCUGAUUAAGGGAUCUGGCGGACGAGAACGUGAUGCUACUCUAAAUCAGCUUCUUGUGUGCUUAGAUGGGUUUGAAGGCAAAGGUGAAGUCAUCACUAUUGCCUCCACAAAUCGGCCCGACAUUUUGGAUCCAGCACUUGUGAGACCCGGGAGGUUCGACCGGAAAAUAUUCAUUCCUAGGCCUGGGCUGAUAGGCCGUAUGGAGAUUCUCAAGGUUCAUGCUCGGAAUAAACCAAUGGCCCCAGACGUUGAUUACAUGGUUGUUGCUGGUUCGACAAAUGGGAUGGUUGGUGCUGAGCUGGCGAACAUCAUUGAGGUUGCUGCAAUCAACAUCAUGCGUGAUGGGCGUUCAGAGAUUACCACUGAUGACUUGUUACAAGCUGCACAAAUGGAAGAAAAUGGGCCGACAGUAAGAAAAGAGAAAAGCCCGAAUAUGUGGAGGCAAGUGGCUACAGAUGAAGCAGCUGUGUUAGUGGCUGCCGUCAACUUCCCGGAUCUCAGAAAUAUUGAGUUUGUGACGCUAGCACCAAGAGCUGGAAAUGAAUUCGGUUAUGCACGAAUGAAAUUCGAUCACUUGAAAUUCGAGUCGGGCAUGUUAAGCCGGCAGUCUGUCUUGGAUCACAUAACCGUCCUACUCGCUCCACGUGCAGCUGAUGAACUCAUCAACGGGAAAACUCGGUUGAGUACCAUAUCGUCAGGCAGUUCACAUGGUGCCAGAUCAGCUGCGAGGGCUUUAGUUCUCGGUGGCCUUUCUGAGAAGAAUUAUGGAUUGAACAAUUUCUGGACUACAGAAAAGAUAGAGUGUAUUGAUAUAGAGGCGCUGAAGAUCCUGUACUCGUGUUAUGAACGUUCAAAAUCGAUAAUUCAGGAUAACAUGGAUCUCUUGGAUGCUGUUGCCCGUGAGCUUGCAGAGAAGAAAAAUUUAACCAAAAAAGAAUUCUUCAACUUAGUCGAGCUGCACGGGUCCCUUCAACCUCCGCCACGUAGCAUAGUCGAUAUCAGAUCGGAAAAAUUGUUAGAACUGCAAAAUAUGAUGGCCCACAACGAGAAAGCAGCUGUCGAGUUAAAUGUAUGA
Striga hermonthica is the source of this 2616-nucleotide messenger RNA. NCBI's taxonomy places the organism in Eukaryota, Viridiplantae, Streptophyta, Magnoliopsida, Lamiales, Orobanchaceae. The record is from the annotation of a GenBank genome assembly.